This is a messenger RNA of Sphenostylis stenocarpa, 534 nucleotides long. Lineage: Eukaryota; Viridiplantae; Streptophyta; Magnoliopsida; Fabales; Fabaceae. The record is from the annotation of a GenBank genome assembly.
AUGGAACGGGAGGAAGAGAGGGAACGGCGUCGUCUUCGUGACAGGCAGAGGAGACAAUCAAUGACUAAAGAGCAGAGGGAACGACACCUUGCACGCCGCCGCAGAAACUACCAGCUCCGGCGACAGAGAGCUGCAAAUGCUCAAUUACUGUCUCUUCCUCUUCCUCAACCAACCUCUUCUGAAGCCUUGGCCACUACCAGUGCUCACCCUCAAUGGCUCACUCCUUUCACCCCAUCACACCAUACACUGUUUCAUCCUCAACAUCAAACCUUACAAAUUCAUCAAGGAUCAUCAAUUCAGUUGGAAGGUUUUCCAAGAAGGUUGCGUCUAAGUAAUAUUAAACAGCUUGCACGAAACCUAGGAAAUUCAAUGAGUGUGCCACUUGACAAUCAAAUUGUCCCAGCAGAGUUCAUACCAGCUUCAAGUGCUAAUCAUGGUAACAGUGGCACAACAAAACCCUUGCGUUUGAACUGUGUCAAGCGAAUUGCUCGAUCAUUAAGUUUUGCUUCGGAAACGACAACGCCUCAGAAAUAA